Messenger RNA from Struthio camelus australis, 2353 nucleotides. The record is from RefSeq and is a predicted model, not a curated record. Lineage: Eukaryota; Metazoa; Chordata; Aves; Struthioniformes; Struthionidae.
GGGCAGGGUGCGAGGAGUCGGCUGAACAAAUCGGGCUUCGUUUCCAGCCUGCCACAUGGCAUUUGAAAGAAGAUGGUUUAAUUCUCCGAGUGCUAUAGCUGCCAAACAAACAGAAGUGGCUGAGUGCAGAUUUACGUAAUUUACCUAAAAGCCAGCGCCGCCUUUCAAAGAGAAGAAUCUCAGGACUUCUGUCCGUAGCGUGGUCUGUUACGCCGUUAGGUGUCGAUGGGUUAGGAAAAAGUAGUGACCACUGGCCUUAUACUUACUGUGGCCGCAUCCUGCGCUUACACACUCCCCUCUGGGGUGAACCAAGGGGAUCGGCUCAGUAAUUCUUUCCGGCCCGAUUCGGUAGGAGGAACAGCCCGAGUGCAAGCGUCGCAGGGGGAUGGAGCACGUUCUCGAGCUCUCCGAGGGCUCUUUGCCACAACCAGCGCUAAGAUCAUGGCCCUGCGGCCUCUUGGGUCCAGAAUUAGCGUUGGAAGUGUCAGUGUUUGUGUUCUUAAAAAUGUCUAAGCGUGUGCCUCACCGAUAGCCUGCCGGGCUCUGAUGUGGAGAUUUAUGGUUUCCAAGCAGAUUGUAAAAAUUUUAUAAAGUACCUUAAAUAUUUACACAAUAAGCAUUUAAGGAAACGCUGUUAUGUCUCUAAGGGAGCUGUUGGUCUUUUAGGCCCAUCAGACCACUGAUACCUUUUUUUCUUAAUUCUCUGACCUCCAGGAAUUUCUUUUUUUCACCUGAUUGUUUUUAAGCAGACAAACAAAUGGAACAGGAACCUAUAAAUAAUGUUAAUGACCUGGCUUGUAUCCUCAAAAGCCAGGAAAUGUAAAAUCAGGACUGCGAGUUGGCCCUUAGGUCACCUAAGAGUGGGAAGAGAGGAGCCUGUGGGCAAGGGCAAGAUGAGUCCUUGGGUACCUGUCAUGUGUGGAGCACAGUGUGACGUGUGUGGAGGACAGUGCAAGUCCCAGGUACCUAUUACGGGUGUCUGUCCCUGAACGGGGAGGUGUCACGGGUGCCGCGGCCCCGCCGUGGUAGGAGGCAUCUGCCCUUAAAGCUGUGGGAGGUGCUUGGGGAACCGCAUGUGCAAGACAGUGCCUCCAUGCACUGCGUGAUUUAUGACUUACAAGCCUUGCAGCGCUGAUACUCUGCAUAUUGCAAGGUUUGGGGGUUAAAACGGUGCUAACGUUAUAAAUAGCCACUUUGCCUCCUGCAAGCUUUGUGAUCUGUGGGGUGUCCGAAACGCAGGCAGUGGCGUUUGGACAGUCUUGGCCGGCGGAGCUGCUGGUGCUUUCACACAGGCUUUCUGGUUGCUCCGAUUACCCGGCGAUAUUUCCGACACUGGUGCGAUGUGAGUGAUGUGGGUAACGCGCACGGCUUGCCGAUGGAUGCGAGUUGCUAUGGGUUAAACUGCUGGUGGCAGGCAGGAGUUUGCCCGCUUUGGCUUACCCACGCCAUGGGACAUGUGUAGACCCCGAAACCCCAUGAGGCCAAGCUGCCUCUGGUGUCGCUGUCAGGAGAAUGAGCUCUUGGUCUUCAAUGUGUUCACUGCUUUCCAGUUCGUGUCCCCUAUAGUCCUCUGAAUUUCACCUCCUGCAGGUCGCUGACGGAUCUUAAAUGGGCGCUUUCCCCAUGCAAAGGUUGCAGAGCCCCUGGAGCCCCCAGGACGUGGGGACGCCUGUGCGUCCGCCUUACCACGGCUUGCGGUCUGCGUGGAGAAGCUCUGGAGCUUCAGGCUGGAAGCAAAGUGCUGCUGUGCUUUUGCAUGCCAGUACGUCACCCGAUGCUGUUAAAAGGAGCCAUUGGUGUAACGUGGCCUACUGGGAACACCGGACUCGCGUUGGCCGCCUCUACACAGUGUACGAACAGUCUGUCAGUAUAUUUUAUGACCUACCUCAAGGAAACGGCUUCUGCCUCGGACAGCUAAACCUGGAAAACAGGAGCGAGACUGUGAGAAGGACUCGAAGUAAAAUCGGCUACGGGAUUUUACUUAGCAAAGAGCCGGAUGGUGUGUGGGCCUACAACCGCAGCGAGCAUCCCAUCUUCGUCAACUCCCCGACACUGGACAUCCCCAACUGUAGGACUUUGAUAGUGCGCAAGGUGAUGCCUGGCUACUCCAUCAAAGUGUUCGAUUAUGAGAAAUCCUGCCUCUUGCAACACGCCACGGAUCUGGAUUACGCAGACGGGCCCUACGACCCAAACAGCGUUCGGAUUAGCUUCGCCAAAGGCUGGGGGCCCUGCUACUCGAGACAGUUUAUCACGUCAUGUCCUUGUUGGCUGGAGAUUUUACUCAGUAACAGUCGAUAACAGUCAGCCUCUGACAAAAGGAAAAAAAAAAAAAGCAAACAAAAAAGACACAGAC